Molecule: messenger RNA, 417 nt
Organism: Magnolia sinica
Lineage: Eukaryota; Viridiplantae; Streptophyta; Magnoliopsida; Magnoliales; Magnoliaceae
Product: salt stress-induced hydrophobic peptide ESI3
Exons: 3
Coding region: 50-214 (54 amino acids)
Cellular component (GO): membrane
Source: RefSeq, a predicted model, not a curated record
CACCAACGCCAUCAGCUUACAGCAUCUCUCUCUCUCUCUCUCUCUAGAAAUGGGUUCUGAAACGUUCCUGGAAGUGCUAUUGGCCAUACUAUUGCCGCCGGUUGGAGUUUUCCUCCGUUAUGGAUGUGGUGUGGAAUUUUGGAUAGACCUGUUGCUGACCAUCUUAGGUUAUAUACCGGGAAUCAUUUAUGCAAUUUUCGUGCUCGUGGGAUAGCAUAAUAUUAUAUCACAGCUGGUACAAAGAAGAAACGGUGUAGAGAGGGAGAAAAGAAAAUUAAUGUUUUACUUGCUUGUAAACUGUGAUUGCAUUUUUUUUAUUUCUUCUUUCUUUUUUAUGUUAUUAAUAUUAUCUGUACUUCAUUAAUCAUGAUCUCAGCAAAUGGUUGCAAGUUACAUGAGUAGUUACAUGUUGCUAGA